Messenger RNA from Daucus carota subsp. sativus, 519 nucleotides. Its product is annotated as zinc finger protein 4-like. NCBI's taxonomy places the organism in Eukaryota, Viridiplantae, Streptophyta, Magnoliopsida, Apiales, Apiaceae. Bases 1 to 519 code for a protein of 172 amino acids. The record is from RefSeq and is a predicted model, not a curated record. The transcript has a single exon. Gene Ontology annotation, biological process: negative regulation of abscisic acid-activated signaling pathway.
AUGUCUAAUUCCUUCUCUAUCUUCUCGUCCUCUUCCUCCAUUAGAAGGACACAACCGGCCGAUUCUUCAACGUCACUGAAUACCACCAGCAACAUAGCACCGGCCAGUGCAACAACUUAUGGUUGCACUUAUUGUGACAUAACCUUCUCUACCCACCAGGCCCUGGGUGGGCACCAAAAGGCUCACAAGGAGCAGCGUCAAGCGGAAAAGCGGCAGGCUGAGACCCACUACCAGGGCAUCAAUCCUCAGAACAAGAGGAGAAGAGAGGAGUAUGCAACUCAGGCUGCUACCGCAUCAGCUGCUCUGACACCUCUUAGACCUGCGGCAGGAUCCUCCCUGAAUCUUCCUCCACCAGCCUCUCAACGGGGUCAUGCCAUCAGAAGUUCCAGGUUUUUUGAAGUGCCUGAUCUGUUGGGGCCUUCUGUUGCACCCACCGCUCCUCUACCCGGUGGAGCAAGAAGCGGUCCUGCAAUAGGGCAUGAAGAAGAGAAUGCUGUGGAUUUGGAUCUUAAGCUCUAG